UACCAAAAACAGCUCAACUACCAUCUAUAUGCACCGCCUUUGCCUCACUCUUCAAAUCAACAUCCUCAUCAGCUAGCCAUCAAUAGUUUCUUCUUGCCAGCUUCCAUAAGGGAGACUUUGCAGAAAAAAUCAGCCGCCAUUCUUCAAGGGCCGACUUAUGAAGUUGCACGGACACCAGAAGACUUAGGCGUAUACCACUCUUUGGUCGUGAUUGACGCCCCUCAUCAUCAUUCCGCUCAUAUCAGUAAAGUCUUUUUGACCCCAUCUUGGAUAUAUAAAGCUUCAUGUUCGUUGGAUGGAAAAGCCUACUGUUUAUUACGGAUUGAAGGUGUUCACUUGAAACAAGGGCAAGGUGAAGUGGCGAUUGGCCAAGUGGAGCGGUGGAGGAAAAUCAGGCAUCCUUCGAUCGUCAAUGUGCGCGAAGCAUUCACAACUCGAGCCUUUGGUGACCAUUCCAUCAUCUUCGCAUUCGACUAUCACCCUCUUAGUCAGAGUAUACACGAUGAAUAUCUAUCCGGCAGGAAGAAAUCCUCACUCUUCAGCCCCAGUCCGGCCGAUCACCUCACCAAAUCAAAUACCACAUCACGUUAUCAUCGCCACAGGCAAACUAAUGGUAAUGGUCGUGAGGGCCUGGUUGACGAGCGUGUACUUUGGUCAUACAUUGUUCAGAUAUCAAACGCAAUCAGAAUAGUACAUAAAGCUCAACUCGCAGUUCGGACAAUACAUCCUACCAAGAUCUUACUAACAGGAACCAAUCGCGUACGGAUCAAUGGUUGCGGGAUUCUCGAUGUGAUCGCCUAUAGUCCAACUCCAUCAGUAGCCGAGUUACAAGAACAAGAUUUGAUCGACCUUGGCAAGUUGAUUUGCUCAAUCGGAUCUUCUAUCGAUUGUUCAAGUCCGAACGGUCACGUUUUAGUACAAGCAAUCGAAUACAUGCAACAAUUUUUCUCAUCCGACUUGCACGAAGUCAUCAAAUAUCUUUUGAAACCUCCGUCAUCUGAACAGUCUAUGAGCAGGUCAAUCGAAGGCUUCAUGCAACUCAUCUGGAGCAAGACGUUGGAUGAAGUCACAAACGUAUUCAACCAUAAUGAUCUGAUGGAGGAGUACUUGAUGCGAGAGUUAGAAAACGGUAGACUGGUCAGACUGAUGGCCAAGUUCGGAUUUAUCAAUGAAAGACCUGAAUUUGACCACGAUCCAAAUUGGUCCGAGACGUCUGAAAGAUACGUACUGAAAUUGUUCAGGGACUACGUAUUUCAUCAAGUUGAUGCACAAGGAAAGCCUGUCACCGAUCUGAGUCAUGUACUCACGUGUUUGAAUAAGUUGGACGCUGGAUUAGAUGAAAAGAUUAUGCUAGUCAGUCGGGAUGAGCAAACUUGCGCCAUUGUCAGUUAUGCCGAAGUAGGUCGCCCCUUCUCAAGUUUAUACUUUUCGAUGAUGUUUCACAGAUGUGGCUUUGGUUCCUUCUUUAGAUUCGUCGGAUAG
This is a messenger RNA of Melampsora larici-populina 98AG31, 1482 nucleotides long. RefSeq lists its product as uncharacterized. The annotation marks the transcript as partial. Lineage: Eukaryota; Fungi; Basidiomycota; Pucciniomycetes; Pucciniales; Melampsoraceae. Gene Ontology annotation, molecular function: poly(A) binding. Gene Ontology annotation, biological process: mRNA processing; nuclear-transcribed mRNA poly(A) tail shortening. The transcript is spliced from 8 exons. The record is from RefSeq and is a predicted model, not a curated record. Gene Ontology annotation, cellular component: P-body; PAN complex.